AUUAUCUCUUAUUUUAUAUCAUAUAAUACCUAAAACUUAUACUUUUAUUCUAUUCUUUUUUUUUUUCUUAGUUUUUUAAUUUUCAACUUUGUUUAUCGAUCGUUAUAGACUUACCAUUUAUAUUACUUUUUUUCUCGUUCCUUUAUCUCUCAUCUAUAUUAUUAACCCUAUCAACUUUUAAACACCAAAAGGAUGAUGGCACAAUUACAACAACAAGAUGACCGUAUUCAAUAUUAUGCAACUUUAUGUGAACAACUUUAUAAUCCCAAUUCUAUACAAAAACAAACUCAAAUCCAACAAGAAUUAGAACAAGAAUUCCCCACUUUCACUGAUAACAGAGUAGAUAGUCCAAUACAAGUUUCUUCUUCUUCUUCUUUGGUCAUUCAAACACCUACUGAAACCGCAUCAGCAUUACGUAUUCUUUUGGAAGCUUCACCUAAUCCUUAUGUACAAACCUUUUGUUUAUCUCGUUUGAAACAACUUAUCACCAGUCAGUUCAGUAUAUUUGACACCGUGACUAAAUUACAACUACGUACAUUUUUACUUGAAUAUGCCUUUUUACAUUCAAAUAUGCUUCCUUUUAUUAUUGUACAACUAGCUGGUGUGUUUACUCAAUUGACUCGGAUGGGAUGGGUAGAGUUGGAAGAAUAUCAACAAGUGGAAUCAGAUCUUGAUCAAUUCUUACAAGCUUCUAUGGAUCAUCGUAUUCUGGGUUUACACAUUUUAUCGGUUGUGGUACAAGAUAUCAAUACUACUGCUUCUCCUCGGUAUGCUGCCAUGUUUAGAAAAGCAGCUUCAGGCUUUAGAGACAGUCAGUUAUUAAGUAUCUUCAAAAUGGCAUUUCGUACUCUAGAGGAAUUGGUACACCAUACUAUUCGAUUUGAUAAUGCAGACCAAGAAGCAAGAAUGCGUGAAUAUACUCUACGAUUAUUGGUCAAUUGUUUAUCAUAUGAUUUUGCUGGUACAAGUGUGGAUGAAGCUGGUGAAGAUGUUGGAACAGUACAGAUCCCUACUUCGUGGAGAAGUGUAUUUGAACAAGAUCAUUUUGUUACUACCUUCUUCUUAGCUUAUCAAAACUUUACAUCCCCUCAUACAUCUAAGGCAAUGGAGUGUCUUGUUCUUUUGGCGUCUACAAGAAAGGCACUUUUUACUGGUGACGCUGAGCGAUCAAAAUUUGUGGUGACAUUAAUGCAAGGAAUACAAAAUAUUAUAAUUCAAUCUCAAGGUAUGGAUGAUAGUGACAAUUAUAAUGAAUUCUGUCGACUACUUUUCCGGUUCCGUGCAAUUGCUCCUAUAAGUGAUCUCUCUAAGGAACAAGGUUAUGAAGAAUGGAUAUCCAUGGUGGCUGAUUUUACUAUCAAGGCAUUUCAAUCAUGGAAGUGGUCUCCUAAUACGGCAUCUUAUUUACUGGGAUUCUGGUCAAGAACGGUGGAAACAAUGAACUAUUAUCAACAAUUGGACGGCGCGAUUAUUAAAAAACUGGAAUCUAUCACAGUAGAAUUAGUACGUACUUAUAUCUUGACCAAUGUACAGAGCGUACCUACUCGUGUCGAAGAAAUGUUAGAUGAUCCCCUUGAAGACGAAUCAAAUCUGGUGGAAACUUUAUUUAUGCUGGGAAAGAUUGCUCGAUGUCAAUACCAGGAAUCAAGUUCCACUCUUGUAUCAGUCUUUGACCCUAUUGCUAUGGAAUAUCAGGAGUGGAUGAAUCAAGCAGGAUUAAUCAGUACAGAAGAAUUCAAAGAAACAUUAGAUUUGAUUGAAACCAAAUUCGCUUGGUUAGUUUAUUUUGCGGCAGUAUUUAUUGGCAACCGUCCAGCAUUCCUCAGUUCUGAUGAUAGUGAUGACAUUGAUGGGAAGAUUACUACCAAAGUAUUACAAUUAAUGCAAGCCAAUCAGACCUUACAAAAUCAACAUGGAACUACCUUUUUAAACUCCAAAUUGGAUUCAGCUUUUAUUUACUUCUUUCAACAAUUUCGCAAGUCAUAUAUUGGAGAAUCGGCAAAAGCGGUUUACAAUAGUCUCACUGAAGUAUUUGGUAUAAGCGAUCAAAUUGACAUGUUGGAAAUUAUGAUGCGGAAAAUUGUGACGAACCUGCAAUACUGGGGAAAAAAUGAACCUUUGAUUCGACAUACCUUGGAACUCUUCAAUGAUUUGGCAAGUGGUUAUAGUGCUUUGAAAAACCUUCGGAAAACAGAAACAACACGAUACUUGUUACAAAAUCAUAUGAAUAAUAACACUGGAUUAUUUGGUCUAUUUGAUGAUGAUAACAACAACAAUAGCGAUGUCAUCAGUGGGAUGCAUCGUCACAAUCGUAUGCUCUACUAUCAAAUUUUGUGCAAGGUGUUAUUUGCUGAAGAUGUGACUGAUUUGGAAUUUGAUACCUUUAUGAAAGGAUUUGAACAACGUUUGGAUGAUUUGGCUCAACUCAAUACAAUUCAAGCUUUUCAGCAAAUUCCAGUCAAGAUGGCACUUCACAAUAUAUUCCGCGAUCUACGUGGAAUAAUGAUGGCAAUGCAAAGCAAACGACAAUUUAGUCUCUUUUUGGAAUGGUUUUACCCUGAUUACAUGCCUAUUGUUUCAAGAGGUUUAGAAGCCUGGGCUCAUGAUGCUCUGAUUACAACCACCUUGUUAAAAUUUAUGGCAGAAUUUGUUCAUAACAAAAAUCAACGACUGAACUUUGAUGUUUCAUCCCCCAAUGGUAUUUUGAUGUUCAGAGACGCAAGUCAACUUGUGUGUAUAUAUGGACGUCAUAUUCUAGAAAAAACCGUGACUCAAGAAGACCGAAAAUACCAAGAAAAAUACAAAGGGAUAUCCAUCUGUUUCCAAAUUCUUUCACGAUGUCUCAGUGGCAAAUAUAUCAAUUUUGGUGUAUUUUGGUUAUAUCAGGACAAGACCAUCGAUCAAGUUUUCCGCAUGAUGUUCCAACUUAUGCUAGAUAUUCCAAUGGAUGACUUGAUGAAUUUCCCAAAAGUGACAAAAGCCUACUUUCAGUUGUUGGAUGAAUUUAGUACAGAACAAUUGAAAACGUUGCCGAUCCUAGCCAUGGAACCCUUUGUCUCAAUGUUGGAAGCAUGUGAACAAGGAAUACAAGUACCUGAUGCAUAUAUUCGCACGCACGCCUGUGCCACUCUUGAUCAUGUGUUUACGAUGAUUUUGGAAGAAAAGGAGCAAUGUCAGGGUCCUUCAACAACAAAGCAGCAACGGCGUCAUCAACAACAACAACAAAGACGUUCAUCUCAACAUCAUGCAGAUUGGAUUUCAUCAUCGUCAUCAUCAUCAUCCACUUCUUCUUCUGCCACUUGCACUGAACCUAUUCCUAUACCUACAUCAACGACGAAUAAUAAUACCACUACAUCCAGUACAAAAUCACCCUUAUUAUCUUCAUCUUCAGUAUCACCAACUCUCUCCAUAUUAUCACACCCUACUACUCCUCAUUGGUGUUUAGAAUAUCUGCAAGUCUCCCCACUGAUUGCGGCAUCUUUAUUUGUGACAUUGUUUGGAUUGAUUCUAUUUGACGAUAAUUCUGAUCAAUGGCAACUUUCUCGACCCCUUUAUGUACUUACUUUGAUUCAAAAAGAGGUAAACAAAAAAAAAAAAAGGUAUGCAGAAAAGAGGAAAAACAGGAAUCAACUUACUACACUAUUUUAUUCUGUGUAUUCAGAACGCCAUGAAAUAUACCAAUCGCGUCAUACAGCUUCAAUUACCAGAAAGAAGAGAAUAUGUUGCCAAGGCAAUGAAUCAAUUGAUGGAAGGCAUUGGAUGGACAUUGAUGAAAAAAGAUCGAGAACGAUUUUCUCGUAACGUAUUAGCUUUCAAGCGGGAACUCAACAUGAAUCAAGUGACAUUGACGCCUUUAUCAAAUAGAUUAGCUUUAUCUGAAUUGAAUUAAUAAAAAAAAAUUUUUUUAUAUAUAUAUAUA
This is a messenger RNA of Halteromyces radiatus, 3919 nucleotides long. RefSeq names its product armadillo-type protein. The record is from RefSeq and is a predicted model, not a curated record. Gene Ontology annotation, cellular component: cytoplasm; nuclear pore. Gene Ontology annotation, molecular function: nuclear export signal receptor activity. Gene Ontology annotation, biological process: protein export from nucleus. Bases 193 to 3801 code for a protein of 1202 amino acids. The transcript is spliced from 16 exons. NCBI's taxonomy places the organism in Eukaryota, Fungi, Mucoromycota, Mucoromycetes, Mucorales, Cunninghamellaceae.